AUGGACUACGAGCCAACCAUUCGCCCCGCAACGGCUUCGCUGCUGAACCUUCGCGCAAAGCUAGCGGAGAAACCGCCCUUCUGCAGCGGCAUCUUCGCCUUGCCUCCUGAGCAGCUGCAACUCUAUUAUGGCAAGGAAAACCCGAAGUUCGUGGACUUCACCACAGCUGUCGACGAGCCGGAGACAGUGGCAGGGCUCGCAGCAGCCUGUAAACCUGCCAAGUUCGGUAGGAACAACGAGACGGUGCUGGACGAAACUUAUCGCAAGGCUGGGAAGAUGGACAAGGAAGACUUCCUCAUGCGGUUUGACGCGACCGAGUCUGGCCUUCUGCGCGUCGUCCACGCCACGCUUCUCGCAAGCGUGAAGGAGCUGACUAUCAUUCGCGCUGAGCUGUACAAGCUCAAUGUCUACGGCGAAGGAGAAUUCUUCAAGGCGCAUGCAGACACCCCCUUGGGAACCAACAUGGUCGGUUCCCUCGUCCUCUGCUUCCCCACCGUGCAUGGAGGCGGCGCCCUCUUCCUCCGCCACGGUGGCAAGGAGUGGACGUUCGACGCCAACGCGCUCCUGGACGGCCGCACCGAUGCCCUCGCGUAUGUCGCCUUCUUCAGCGACGUCGAGCACGAGGUCGCCCCUGUCCUCUCCGGACACCGCGUCACCGUCACCUACAACCUCUUCUGGACGAGCGAGGUCCCUUCGCCUCUCCAGCCUCAAGGCGUCACCGUCGACGCGCCUGUCCUCGCGAACCCGAACGCCAUCGCGGAUUCGUUCGACGCGCUCCUCGCCGACCGCGCGUUCAUGCCCAAAGGCGGUAUCAUCGGCUUCGGCCUGCGCCACAAGUACCCAUUCCCGCGCGCCUGGAAGGCAGUCAAGGGCGCACCGGAUCCCCUCGAGUCUCUCCGCGGGUGGCUGAAGGGCGGAGACGCGGCACUCAAGCUCGCGAUCGAGGGUGUCGGCCUCGAGCCGCAGCUGCGCUACGUCGUCUCCGGGGGUGAUCGCAAGAUCCUCCUGAAGAAGAUGGUCGUGACCCCGACCGACUACACGGAGCAGCGGUCGCUUGAGGAGCAGCUCAUGUGGCGCGAGAACGGCGGGAAGCUCAUCAUGGACACCUUCUUCGGGGCCGCUCCCCGCCCCGCGCCCAAAUGCCCGCCCGGCGAGGAGGGCUUUUAUGGUGGGGGAGAAUUAGACGGCUACGGCGACGACGGCGAAGAGGACGACGAGGACGGGGGCGAGGACGAGCGCCGGCGCGUCGAGAUCAACUGGAUCACGCCAACGGAGGCGUGGAACGGGACGAGCGCCGCUUUCCUCGUGUACGGCAACCAGGCGAGCCUUGACUACUGGUACGCGUCCGUAUGCAUCCUCGCCAAGAUUGGGCCUGCGGAGGACCGGGGGGUGCGCCCGCGCGCGGUGGUCGAGCGGCCGCCCAAGCCGGCCCCGGCCGUGCAGGCGAUGGGGAUCCAGCCCGAUCCCGCGUCCGCGUCCGCUUAA
Molecule: messenger RNA, 1485 nt
Organism: Epithele typhae
Lineage: Eukaryota; Fungi; Basidiomycota; Agaricomycetes; Polyporales; Epitheliaceae
Exons: 3
Coding region: 1-1485 (494 amino acids)
Source: RefSeq, a predicted model, not a curated record